GCGUUUUUGACGUCAUACGUCCGAUGACGUACCCGUAUCCGUGAAAAUGGCGGAAGUGGAGGAGUCUAGCAAGCCUUUGUUUGCGGGUUUGUCUGACAUCUCAAUCUCGGAGGACAUUCCAGUGGAGGGAGAUAUAUCUGUCCCGGUGGGCUCACAGAACCCUGACGAUGAUUUCUCAACACUGGAUGAGCCUGUCAAAGACACUAUUCUGAGGGAUCUGAGAGCCGUUGGACAGAAGUUUGUCCAUGUGUUGUACCCCAAGAAAAGUUCUGCACUACUCAAAGACUGGGACUUAUGGGGACCUCUCCUCCUCUGUGUCACUCUGGCCUUAAUGCUGCAGGGUGGUUCUGCCGACAGUGGGGAGGAUGGCAGGCCACAGUUUGCAGAAGUCUUUGUCAUCAUCUGGUUCGGUUCUGUAAUCAUAACCCUCAACUCCAAACUCCUGGGAGGAACAAUAUCAUUUUUCCAGAGUCUGUGUGUGUUGGGGUACUGUAUUCUUCCUCUGACUGUGGCCAUGAUAGUUUGCCGUAUCGUUCUUCUGGGAGCUUUAAGCAGCGUCAGUUUUGUUGUCCGUCUCAUAGUUGUCACCGCCUCCUUCUCCUGGUCAACGUUUGCCUCCACAGCAUUUCUUGCAGACAGCCAACCGGCCAAUAGGAAAGCCCUGGUCGUGUAUCCAGUGUUCCUGUUCUACUUUGUAAUUGGCUGGAUGAUCCUGACAUUUUCGCCUUCUCCUUAACACACAUAUACCAUAUGCCAAUUGCAAAAUGAACUCCUCCCCUUCAAUAAGACAACCAGCAGACUGUCAGGGAGCUGGCCGGUGAUUGGCCUAGCCUAAAAUGAGGCGGAGCAUUUUGAUGGACACUCAUAAAGGGGACAGUAAGGGGAUUAUUGCAUAGAUACCACACCUCCCCAUCCCUCAUUCACAGUUGGAUGAGAGGAGAGAAAAGGAAUGGAGGACACAAAUUCUUCAGUUAACAACAGCUUAUAUGUCUUCAUUAUAUUAAUGUUUUGUUGUGUGAGGAAUGUCAGUGCCCUUCUGAGCAGUUCCAGGUGUACCCACACCCCCAACAUUACUAUGUUUUGUGUGUCUCGGCUAUGACUUCGUGUGUGGAUGUGUUUGCUCAAGUGUAGUAUAUGUGACUAUGUGAGUGUGCAUGCAUUUGUUUUUGUGUCUGACUGAGCAUUGUCUCUGUUGGGAGAAUUAUUCAGCUAUCAUCAGGCCGCACAUUCACAUCUGUCCCCUCACAUUGUUGCACACAAAUGUUUCUUUUCUUUGGCGUUUUCUUUUUAGUUCUGAAUGAUGUUUGGGCUUUCAUUUAUUUUUUCGUUGGUGGAAGUUAGUACAUUCCUGAAAAAAAUAAACAUGGACUUUAAUAAGUACUGCAUAGACUGUAUGAGCUCUGUCUUUUUUGCACACAGAAAAUGAAAAAUGUAUCUUCAGGUUGAAUUGGAAGUGCUGUUUCUCUCUGUAUAAAUGUGGUCUGUCAUUUAAACAAUAUUUUCACACACAUCUUGCUGUCCAUUUGACAAAGAUGGUCUUCCCAUACACAGUUUGUGCUUCCCAG
Sinocyclocheilus rhinocerous is the source of this 1565-nucleotide messenger RNA. RefSeq names its product protein YIPF6-like. Gene Ontology annotation, cellular component: trans-Golgi network; membrane. Gene Ontology annotation, biological process: endoplasmic reticulum to Golgi vesicle-mediated transport. Bases 47 to 736 code for a protein of 229 amino acids. The record is from RefSeq and is a predicted model, not a curated record. The transcript is spliced from 7 exons. Lineage: Eukaryota; Metazoa; Chordata; Actinopteri; Cypriniformes; Cyprinidae.